Messenger RNA from Empidonax traillii (willow flycatcher), 811 nucleotides. Its product is annotated as tenascin-X-like. Lineage: Eukaryota; Metazoa; Chordata; Aves; Passeriformes; Tyrannidae. The annotation marks the transcript as partial. The transcript has 2 exons. Gene Ontology annotation, molecular function: protein binding. The record is from RefSeq and is a predicted model, not a curated record.
AUGUUGGAUGGGCAUGUGGAUGGACCUGUGGCUGCAGAUGUUCAUCACCUUCCCGUCUGUGUUGCUACCACAGCUGACCCAGAUGAGCUGCUCCCACCCUCGAAGGAGCCCCAAACUGAGGCCUCCACAACAGAGGCACCUCUGGCUGAGGACCCCAAAACUGAGGCUCCCCCACCUGAGACGCCCCCAGCGCGGGCAGUGCUUGGGGAGCUGAGGGUCUCCAGCGUCACCCCCAGCUCUGUGGGGCUGCAGUGGAGCGUCCCCGAGGGCCCCUUCGACUCCUUCACGCUGCAGUACCGGGAUGCCCAGGGCCAGCCCCAGGCCAUGCCUAUGGAUGGCGGGUCCCGCUGGGUGACUGUGCCGGGGCUGUCCCCGUCCCGCCGGUACCGCUUCCACCUCUACGGGCUGCGGGGCGGGAAGAGGAUCGAGCGCGUCUCCAUCGACGUCUCCACAGCUCCAGCUGUGCCAGAGGAACCGCCCCCACCCUCAGAGGAGCCCCAACCCGAGGCCCCUAAAACUGAGGCUCCCCCACCUGAGGUGCCCCCAGGGCGGGCAGUGCUGGGGGAGCUGAGGGUCUCCAGCAUCACCCCCAACUCCGUGGGGCUGCAGUGGAGUGUCCCCGAGGGCCCCUUCGACUCCUUCACACUGCAGUACCGGGAUGCCCAGGGCCAGCCCCAGGCCCUGCCCAUGGAUGGCGGGUCCCGCUGGGUGACGGUGCCGGGGCUGUCCCCGUCCCACCGGUACCACUUCCAACUGUAUGGGCUGCGGGAUGGCAAGAGGAUCCACCACGUCUCCACUGAGGCCACCACAG